UCCAGCACAUUAAUCUUUGAACGGAAAAGAUUUCGUCGCAUAAUUACCGCCAAUUUGAUAAAUUUUUUCUUUCUAUGGAAAUAAAUUUAAAUGGUAGGAGAUUCACGUAUCAAAAAAUGAAAAAUCCUUUGUCGCCGAAAUGGAUGAUAAAAUCCCUGAUUGCAUUCCUUAUACUUUGUGUUGGAGUUUUCUGCCAAUCAGACGAGUCGACAUCUUCAUGGGCCAAACUCCAAAUUUCACCCAGCGAACUCUGUUCAAUGCCCUACGGCAGUUUCCGAAUCAACAUUUACGAACACGCAAACAAUCACAAGGCAACGACGACAAACGCAAGUGUCAAAAAAUAUUUUUACGCGCCCAUCGCCUUGCUGGACCACCAAAGCGCCAAAAGUUUCUUCAACAACGUCACAAAACAGCCCGAGGUCCGUUUCCGCGUUGAAAUGUGGAACCCAAAAGUCGAGAGCAAAGUCGUCAAUUAUUUGACCGAAUUUCUCAGUCAACCAAUCAAAUCAAAUCAGGUUCAAGUCAUCCCAUUCGAUAAAGUGAUCCUGGCCAGCACGUCACCGUCCGCCACUUUCACACUGAAAUCAAAUUGGCUCCCGUAUCAACUGGACAAGUGGCUCCAGUUGACACUUUCCUGUUUCCACCAACGAGAUUGCAACCAACUGGCGGCCGCCAUGCGGACCAACCCCAAACAAUUCAACGACUUCAAACUCCUUUUCAGUUUGUCUUCGCAGACGUCGCAGACCAAACAGACGGUCAUCCGCAUUGACAACAUCGUCUCCGGACAAAUGAUGGCGCAAAUGUUGCAGAAAUUCAACGAAAGUACCAAAGAAGCUCUGCUAACAGCCAGUGAUGAGAAGAAACUCCUGACGGAAUCGAUGACCAACGUCUUGGUCGACACGUUCGACGACUCGGACGUCGUUUCCCAAAAUUCAGAGUCGCAAAUCUACAACAUGUUGAAGAGUUUGCUCGUCUCGUCCAGGAACAUCAUCAAAGAGCAAAGCGACAAAAUGUGGGACUCGGUUUUUUGGAACGAAGACAACUACCGACCAGACAAGACAUCGAAAACAAUGAACGACAUUUACAAUAAACUGGACAAGGAAGAACAGAAAAAGUUGAUUGACACGUUCCAAAAUACCAACACAUUUGAGUUUGGCGCAGGAGUUAGUAUCCUGGGCAUUACCUCGUUUAAAACAAAAUUCAAAAAAGAACUUUCCCGCCACGGUUCAACAACAAAGGAAGACAUCAACAAACUUCUCCAGGAAAGUAAAAAUCACGGCGAAUGGGACGGUGAAAAAUUUGUUCCCAAACCGCUGGCCCUCAGCAGAGUCAAUUUGGCAAAACUGCGGGACACGCAAUCCUUCCAGGAUCGCAAAGUGAGCGUCCGCUACUCGACCGCCGUCCUGUCAACUCCCAUCCAUUUCCUACAAAACUCUGAGCUGACAGCCACGGAUGAAUGGCAAGAGUUGAAAGACGAAUUAAAAGAAACACAAAAUCGUUUAUCAUACGCUUUGAAACUUUUAACAAAGAGGCGCAUCACUUUCGAAAAAUUAGAAAAGCAGCAAAACGAUACGAACGCAACUGUUUUCAAUUUAAUCAACGAUGUAAAUGAGAGAACGAGCGCCAUUGUCGACAUUGGUAAAAUGCCCGCGUCCUGUGCCGACCUCCGAAAAAUCGGACACAUUAAAAGCGGAUUCUAUUCCAUCAUGGGAAAAAGCAACAUGGAAACUGUUCACUGCAACUUCGCAAAGCAACAACGCGAUCCGGAUUUCCAGAAAGUGAUCGGCUCCUUCGUCGUUAAAUCAGGACCCGUUUACUUCCACGCUCAAUCAACGACCAGUUUUCGAAGUGUCAACACGGCAAUUCCCUUUAACCUGAUCAGAAUGAAUGUGGGCAAUGCCAUUAGUUCCAGUGGAUUAUUCGUAGCGCCUAGAUCGGGAAAAUAUUUCUUUGCUUUUACGGGAUUGAGUCCAGAUAAUUAUGUUCGAGUUGAAUUUCAGAUGAGGACUGGUGUCAAUUCGAAUUGGAUAAAAUUAGGGCACGCCUUUGGUCAAAAGAAUUAUCAAACUUUGACGCUCCAGUACAUUUUGCAACUUGGUAGAGGCGACCAAAUUCGAUUGAUGUUACAGGACGGAGUAUUGCACAGUGAUACACCUUUUGGCCCGAUUACAAGUUUUUCUGGCUGGCUAAUGGAAGAAAACAUCUUUUAAACAAGGCCCCCUUCAAAAUUCAUUUGAGAAAAA
Messenger RNA from Daphnia pulicaria, 2243 nucleotides. RefSeq lists its product as uncharacterized. Gene Ontology annotation, molecular function: protein binding. The record is from RefSeq and is a predicted model, not a curated record. The transcript has 5 exons. Lineage: Eukaryota; Metazoa; Arthropoda; Branchiopoda; Diplostraca; Daphniidae. Bases 75 to 2210 code for a protein of 711 amino acids.